Molecule: messenger RNA, 4031 nt
Organism: Anolis carolinensis (green anole)
Lineage: Eukaryota; Metazoa; Chordata; Lepidosauria; Squamata; Anolidae
Gene: pla2g4a
Product: phospholipase A2 group IVA
Exons: 18
Coding region: 344-2575 (743 amino acids)
Biological process (GO): glycerophospholipid catabolic process
Cellular component (GO): Golgi apparatus; cytosol; nucleus
Molecular function (GO): calcium-dependent phospholipid binding; calcium ion binding
Source: RefSeq, a predicted model, not a curated record
GCAAGAGCCGGUCUCUCCUUCCUUCCCGCCUUUUUCCUGACGGAGCAAGGGCUCUCUCCGGCGCUACCUUAAAAUCCGGAGCUUGCUGGACUCCACCCUCCUCGCUUCCAAAUGCGAAUGGGAACUCAUCCCGUCCGGCUCCACUGAAAAAUCGGGGGGAAAAAGAGCCGGAGGAGGCUCCGAAAGGGGAAAGCAGGACGGCGGACCCGGCGAGCCAGGCAGAGUCCAGUGGGGACCACAUUGAAAAGAACAUAUCAAUUGAAGUUAUCCAGUGUGAAAGAAAUAUUACAUCUGCAAGCAAUAUCUCUCAUCUUGUGAUCCAAGUUCAGUUACUGAACCAAAAAUGUCCAGUAUAGAUCCUUAUCAGCAAAUUACAGUGGAACACCAAUAUUCUCACAAAUUUACUGUGACAGUGAAACGAGCCAAGAAUGUCACCAAGGGAGCCUUUGGAGAUAUGCUUGACACUCCAGACCCCUAUGUGGAACUGUUCAUCCCAACAGCCCCAGACAGCAGAAAGAGAACAAAGCAUAUCAAUAAUAAUAUAAACCCUGAGUGGAAUGAGACCUUUGAGAUAAUUUUGGAUCCCAACCAGGAAAAUGUUCUAGAGAUCACUCUUAUGGAUGCAAAUUAUGUAAUGGAUGAGACUAUUGGAACAGCAACAUUUCCCAUAUCAUCUUUGAAAGUCGGAGAUAAGAAAGAUGUCUCUUUCACCAUUAGCAAAGUCACCGAAAUUAUUUUGGAAGUAUCUCUGGAAGUUUGCUCUCAAACAGACCUCCGCUUCAGCAUGGCACUGUGUGAUGAAGAAAAGGAAUUUCGGCACCAGCGGAAGCUCAGAGUAAUGAAACAUCUAAACAAUUUCCUGGGCACCGAUUUGACCUCUGUUCGUGAUGUGCCAGUGAUUGCAAUACUUGGAUCUGGUGGUGGAUUUCGUGCUACGGUGGGAUUUGCAGGAGUGAUGAAAGCACUGUAUGAAUCUGGCAUUUUAGACUGUGCAACAUAUAUUGCUGGCUUAUCUGGAUCCACAUGGUAUAUGUCAACACUGUAUUCUCAUCCAGAUUUUCCAGUGAAAGGACCAAAAGAGAUAAAUGAAGAGUUGAGAAACAGUGUCAGUCACAACCCACUGAAGUUGCUCACUCCUCAAAAAGUAAAGCGAUACAUUGAAGCAUUGUGGAAAAAGAAGAGAUCUGGGCAACCUGUUACAUUUACAGAUAUCUUUGGAAUGCUGAUUGGAGAGACACUUGUCCAAAAUAGAAUGGAUACAACUUUAUCUGCCAUGAAAGAGAAAGUGAACAAGGCCCAGUCUGCUUUGCCACUUUUUACGUGCCUCCAUGUUAAACCUGAUGUAUCAGAAUUGAUGUUUGCAGAUUGGGUAGAAUUCAAUCCUUAUGAGAUUGGGAUGGCUAAAUAUGGGACCUUCAUGACUCCUGAUGUGUUUGGCAGCAAAUUUUUUAUGGGAACAGUAGUGAACAAAUACAAAGAGAACCCCUUGCAUUUCUUAAUGGGUGUAUGGGGAAGUGCAUUUGCUAUAUUAUUUAACAGAGUCCUCGGAGUUUCCAACUCUCAAAAUACAGGACCAACCAUGGAAGAAGAACUAGAAAAUAUCAGACUGCGACAUAUAGUGAGCAAUGAUUCAGACAGUGACGAUGAGUCACAAAGUCCAAAAGGUUCCGAAAAUCCAGAUGCCGAAAAAGUGCGUGAACAGACCAGCCAGGAAAGCUGGGUCCAGCGCAUGUUUAUGGCUCUAGUGGGUGACAGUGCCCUUUUCACCACCCGGGAAGGCCGUGCAGGCAAAGUACACAAUUUUAUGUUGGGUUUAAAUCUCAACACAUGUUAUCCACUUUCUCCUCUGGUUGGCUUAAUCUCUCAAGAGUCUGUGGAUGAAGAUGAAACGGAUACAGCUGUUGCAGAUCCUGAUGAGUUUGAGAGGAUAUAUGAGCCUUUGGAUGUAAAGAGCAAAAAAAUUCACAUUGUGGAUAGCGGACUGACUUUUAACUUGCCUUAUCCACUUAUCUUAAGACCACAACGAGGGGUUGACCUUAUAAUCUCGUUUGAUUUUUCUGCACGUCCUAGUGAUUCCAGUCCUCCUUUUAAGGAAAUUCUGCUGGCUGAAAAAUGGGCCAAAAUGAACAAACUUCCUUUCCCCAAAAUAGACCCAAAUGUAUUUGAUCGUGAGGGUUUAAAGGAGUGCUACAUCUUCAGACCCAAGAAUCCUGCUUCUGACAUAGAUUGUCCAACAAUUAUCCAUUUUGUUUUGGCCAAUAUCAACUUUAGAGACUACAAAGCACCAGGUGUUCCAAGGGAAACACAAGAAGAGAAAGAUUUUGCUGAAUUUGAUAUUUUUGAUGAUCCUGAUACACCAUUCUCCACAUUUAACUUCCAGUAUCCAAAUGAAGCUUUUAACAGACUGCAUGAUCUGAUGGAAUUCAAUACACUGAACAACUUAGACAUAAUCAAGGAAGCAAUAGCAGAAAGCAUUGAGUACAGAAGACAGAACCCAUCGCGUUGCUCAGUAUCCCUCAGUAGUGUUGAAGCAAGGAGGUACUUCAACAAGCCACAGAGCAAUAACCACACAUGAACUCACGCACUGAAGCUUCUCUUCCUCAGAAGCAAGUGCAGUUGGAUUGAUCAAACAGAUUUUAUUCUGCAGAAAAUUGCUGCUUGGGAAUGAAACAUUUUAGAACCAAAGAGGACAAUUACAUCAGUUAUUCCAGUUCCAUCUCUUUCUCUCUUUUCGAAGAAAUAUAUCCAUUUCCUAUUUUAAGAAAUUUAGAAAUGCAAUAAUAUAUAAAAAGACUUCCUGUGUUUCAUGAACAUUUAAAUUCAACAGCCUAAUUUUUCAUUGUGAUUUUGUUUGCUUUUCAACAUUCAAAGGCUCUCCAUUCUCCUAUGUUAUAUGUAGAGAAAAUGUAGUUGUUAAUGUUAUAAAUCUAAUUUAAAUAAUGUUGAGAUGUUAAUAUUACAGCCUUAGUAUAACAAGAUAAUAUAUGUUACUGCACAAAUGUACUUCAUCCAAAAAAUCAUCCGUGCCAUUAUCUGAUGGUGAACUCAUGUUACAGUCUCCUAACGAAAUGCCUUAUUAACUCUUGAUAUUAGUAACAUUGAAAAUGUAAUCAGCUUUGUGUUUGUUUGUUGUUUGUUUUUUAAAAAAGUCAGUUUUAUCUUGUUGUUUUUCAUCCUAUUGGCAUGUUGCCUUGGUUGAUAAAAGGGCUAAAACUUUAAAAAUCUGAACCUAAAAAGGUCUUAAAAGGAAUCUAAAUAUCCCUAGGGCAGUCAGUUCUCUCUCUUUUGCUGUGACUCUAUUUAUACUACUUUUCAGAGAUAUUCUCAUUGCAAAAGAAAUUUCGGAAUGCAUGAAUCCAUUAUUCCCCAAGAUAAUUCCUACAUUCCACCUUUCCCCUUCUACCAUAUUUUAUUUGUCAUUUUACUGUGUGCCCUGGUUGCUAUAAGUGCAUUGUUUCUCUUUUUCUGAUUACUUGGAAGUUUGGAUCUUUGAAAGUAUUAAUUUCUUACCCAAAGGCUGCUGCAUUAUAUUGUGAAUUAUUUCAUUUUUAAUUGUCUAAAUAUGCAAAGAUCACAAGAAAGAGCCCAUUACAGUUGCUUAUUUUCUUUAAUAGCUACUUCUUCAGCCUUCCUUAAAUUCACAUCUUAUGCUAAGGGAUUAAUAAAAGCCCUAUCAUAUUGAUUAACUGGGUUUAUGUUGGUAUGAAUUAGAACAUGUUUUAAAAAACGAGAGGAGAAUAAAUGCAAUUGAUGUUACAGUUUGUAAUUUUGUAAAUGGUUUGCUGAGAAAAACGGUGAUUCACUUUUUUUGUACAAAAGCACAUACAAUAUGCAUUUUAAUUUUUCUAGUACAGUUUUAUUUGUACAUACAAAAAUGCAGAGAACUGGUCAAUUUUAUAAAGAAUCAAAAUUUAUAUUGUUUAUAGUGUUAUAUUCUGGAACUGUAUUUUCACAUGGUGAUAUUUGUAUUGUAAUUAUCUUAUUACUGGAUCCUGAAUAAGUACUUAAUAAAAUAUGAAAAUGUAAAAUAA